AUGGAUAAGUAUUUAUUGUGUCGUCCUGGUUUUCUUGGUGUGGUCUAUGAUGGUAUUAGUAAAUUUAAUACAUCAACGCCCACUGGAAUAACACCUCCACCGCAUCAAUUAUCGGUUACUUGGGCAACACCGCCGUGUGGCACAAACGAGAGGGAAUUAAAAAUUAAACCAAUACAAACAUCACCAGGUGGAAAUGAAUUGAAUGAAAAUACACCAAGAAAAAGGUCACAAGAGGAGAAACCACACGAGUAUUCAUUGAGCUAUGUUGCCAACAAUCUAACCAGUCCUGUGGUAGAAGCAUUUAUAGGAAAACAGCAUUAA
Molecule: messenger RNA, 321 nt
Organism: Lucilia cuprina (Australian sheep blowfly)
Lineage: Eukaryota; Metazoa; Arthropoda; Insecta; Diptera; Calliphoridae
Exons: 5
Coding region: 1-321 (106 amino acids)
Source: RefSeq, a predicted model, not a curated record